This is a messenger RNA of Diaporthe amygdali, 1863 nucleotides long. RefSeq lists its product as uncharacterized. The transcript has 3 exons. Bases 1 to 1863 code for a protein of 620 amino acids. The record is from RefSeq and is a predicted model, not a curated record. Lineage: Eukaryota; Fungi; Ascomycota; Sordariomycetes; Diaporthales; Diaporthaceae.
AUGCGGUCGCUCAUCACCUUGGCUGCCCUGCUAGCGGUGGCCGAGGCUCAGUCAUCAAAUGGCUCUUUGCCUAAUGCGACUGAUCCUCUGACUGUCGAUGUCGGAUAUGGCAAGUAUCGGGGAUUCGAAGACGCCGGUACUCGUAAAUGGUACGGCGUUCGCUUUGCCGCUCCCCCAACAGGCCAGAACCGUUUCCGGGAUCCUCAGGACCCCGAGCCUUUUGACGGCGUCCAGGAUGCCACCAAAUUCGGUGCCAUCUGCCCGCCCCAGCAAUCGACCGAUUACACACUCAGUGGGCAGUCUGAUCGGUUCGUUGUGGACGAGGACUGCCUGUUCCUCAGUGUCACGGCCCCAACCAGCACCACUGACCUCAAGCCGGUCCAUGUGUUCAUCCAGGGCGGUGGCUUCAGCUCCAACUCCAACUCGAAUUACAACGCCAGCGAUGUGGUCACAGAUGCUGAGAUCGUCUCCGUGCAAUUUAAUUAUCGUGUUGGCAUGACCGGCUUCCUCUUCAGCGAGGAGGCUGUCGCGGAUGGUAGCCCCAACGCCGGAAUCAAGGACAUGAUCAAAUGCUUGGAAUGGAUCCAAGAACACAUCUCAAAGUUCGGUGGUGACCCAAGCCGCGUAACCAUCGAUGGCGUCAGCGCCGGAGGAAGUGCCGUCGCUUUGCUGCUGGCUGCCAACAAGGGAGCGUUGGGUGGCACCCUCUUCCACGGUGGAAUCGUCGAGUCAGGCGGCUGGGCCACCAUGCGAAAGGUCGAACAGGGACAGAAGGAAUAUGACUGCUUGACGGCGCAGACUGGCUGCAAUGGCACUGACAAUAGCCUGGCAUGCCUCCGCGAAACAGCCCUGGAGGACCUCUACAGCAGCAGUUGCUGGUUCGGCCCCAACCUUGACAACGACCUCUUCAGCGACCGCCUCGUGGAGAUGUAUGAGGCUGGCGAUGUUGCAGACGUCCCGACCAUCAUGGGAGCAUGCGCCAACGAAGGCACACUAUACAGCUUCGACAGCUCCGCCAACACGACUGAGGCGUUCGACAGCUACUUCACUGGACAGGUCCCCACUUUGACCAAUUCUUCACUUGCAAUCCUCAACGACCUCUAUGCGUACCAGCCGGCUCCCAAGUUCCCAGACUCGGGAAGCCUGUACCGCCAGGGAGCCAAUGCUAUCGCUGACCUCGGUACUCACUGUCCAAUCAAGUUCAUGCAGAACGCCUUGGCAGCCAAGGGAACCCCGACGUACAACUACAAAUACGCCGUCCGUGAUGCCGAGAACGAGGCCAAGGGCCUGGGAGCCUGGCACGUCGUGAACAACUACGCCUUCUACGGCGUCAACAGCACAGACAUGUCCGCGCCCACGAGCUACGUCGACGGGAGCAGGAACGCGGCGCUCAAGCAGGCGCGCGACUACUGGACCAGCUUCGUCCGCAACCUGGACCCCAACACCGACCGCAGCAGCGGCGCCCCGGAGUGGAACGCCUGGUCCGGCCCCGGCGCCGACGCCCGCGAGCGGCUCGUCAUCAACACGCAGACCAACGCCACCCGCGUGGAGCACAUGACGGAUGCCCAGAGCCUGCGCUGCGACGCGGCUCGCAACUUCACCCUCGGGCUCGGCGCCGGCUGGCCUAAUGAUCUCAAGGACCCGGCAAACGCGAUCAACAUUGACGCCGGUCUCGCGAAGCAGGCGCUGGAGGCGACGGAUUGCGGCUUCGAUGAGGGCUGUCGCGCGCCUGACUGCACGAUCAUCCCGCCCACGAGCGGACACUUCCCUGAGCAGGUUGCAAACGCUGAGUUUGUAUGCCCUGCGGCAUCGAGUCUGGUGGCGUCCAAGUCUCGGCGCUCUCGUCGCGCGUUCGUUGCCUAG